This is a messenger RNA of Microbotryum saponariae, 1276 nucleotides long. NCBI's taxonomy places the organism in Eukaryota, Fungi, Basidiomycota, Microbotryomycetes, Microbotryales, Microbotryaceae. The record is from the annotation of a GenBank genome assembly.
AUGCAAUCCUUCCCCACCUCCGACAGGCCGAAGAUCUCCCUCCGUCACCCGAACAUGUUCGCCUUCAUGAGCACCUUCAUCACGAUCGCAGCCUCAGUUGCGCUUGCCCACCAUGAACAUGAUCAAGGCCGCUUCCGUUCGGCACCGAUCUUGAAACGUGGGAAUGAUGCUAGCAUGUCUCCGAUUGCCAAGCCUGGUCAAUGGUCCAAGUAUGGUACGUCCCACCAGCCGAUCGACUUCAAACCUCCCUCGCCCCGCAGUCGCGCUGACCACCGCCCAGUAUCGCCUCGUACGACGUAGACCAUCUCAUCACGGCUCAUGCUCUACUCGCAAUGAUCACGUUCUGGAUCGCUGUGCCCGCCGCGGCACUCGUCGCUCGUUUCGGUCGUGAUACGCCUGGGUGGAUCAAGUACCAUCGUAGGCUUCAGGUAGGUCAAGGGAGCAAGUCCGGGCGAGUCUCGGAGGUGGCGUUCAACACUGAGGGAUCAAGCCAGCUACGACUCGGGAUGCGGAUCGAUACUAAUCAACCUGAUAUUUUCACUGUUUGGUAGGGGUUCUGGACUGUUCCCGCCACGAUUGCGAUCUGUGAGUGCCGCCACUUGAAAGCGCAGCUAGCAAUUCGAGCCACAAUUCGCUGACGAAUCUUCGUUCCGAACGACUUUAGCUAUCCUCGGACUCACUGCGGCUGGUAUCAACGGUAGCAUCUUCAAGGCCGGCGAUGUACACCAUGUGAGAACUUGGGGACAAAGAGCUUCAGAGUACAAGUGGCUCGAGCUGACGCAACGCGCCACUGUCAUCUCGCUCUGCCUUCGUUCCGGGACCUCCUAGAUCGUCGGCAUCAUCCUCCUCUUCCUCGUCCUCGGUCAAGCGCUGGGCGGAUACAUAGCCGAGAAGGCGCCCAUCCGCCGCAGACCCGACGUCAACGCUCGCCCGGCGAUUCGCAUCCUCCACCCCAUCUCGGGUGUGGUCACCGCUCUCAUCUCGUGGGUGCAGAUUCGUCUCGGCGUGAACGAGAACGGCCACCACACCCGUCUGCUCGACGUGCUCAACAUCGUGUAGGUCCAGCACAAAACUAGCGAGAUCAUCCAGUUGGGGUAAGUUUGACUGAUCCCGUUCUUUUGCUUGCCGUCUUCAAAGCUUCGUUGGAGGAUUCUUGCUGGUCUACGCCUACGGCCUCGCCGCCCUUGUCGUCGAGCGUCAUGCCGCCGGUCGUUCAUGGUUCAACUCCAUCUUUGGUCUCGGACGUGCUUCGGCUUCCCGCCCACCUCAGAUCUGA